Fusarium sp. VM40 is the source of this 1071-nucleotide messenger RNA. NCBI's taxonomy places the organism in Eukaryota, Fungi, Ascomycota, Sordariomycetes, Hypocreales, Nectriaceae. The record is from the annotation of a GenBank genome assembly.
AUGGGUAUACGCGAUAUUCUUAAGAAGAAGGAUGACCUCUCAACAGGCCAGCCCCCGGAAAAUGACACCGUCAACCAUCUAGCAGCCCCCGAAUUCACAAUCAUCCGCUCCGACACCUCAACCCAAGAGCGCAUCUACCCGCCGUCUAUGAAGUCCGUCGAUAACCUACACCUCGCGGUCCAAGAAGCGAAAGAGAAAGAAAAGCCCCGACGAUCUCUCGAUGUCUUCCGCUCCGGCCGAGCCCGCUCUGGCUCCGAGUCCAGUCAGACAAAGAAAGAGAGUGGCGCCCGUCGUCUAUCGCAGCGUCUGCACCUGAAGCGUGCUCCGCCCUCGUCCGAGAACGUCCCCGAGAACCUACCCGACAUCGUCACCACCGAUGCCCAGGACGAGUCGCAGUGGGAGAAGCGCGCGACUAUGCUGGCGGGCCAGAACAACCGCGCCAGGAGCAACAGCAGACCAGGGACACCCUCAGACGGCAACAAGGAAGAGCAUGCAGUCUCGUCGCAGCAGAUCGAUCAGGACAUCCAGGAGGCAAUUCGUCUUCACGAAGAAGGAAGGCUGGAGCUGUCAACGCGUAUGUUCGGACGGCUGGCUGAUCCCCAAGGCGCCAAUAAUCCGCUGAGCCAAGUGCUGUACGGCCUUGCUUUAAGACACGGAUGGGGUUGCGCACCGGAUCCAGAGGGCGCUGUCAAGUAUCUUUCAGCUGCAGCCUCCAAUUCCGCAUCAAUUGAGCAGAUGGCUCUCCAGGCGGGUAUGAAAAAGGGCGGAGCUGCAAAGGGAGAGCUCGUCCUAGCUAUUUUCGAGCUGGCAAACUGCUUCCGACAUGGCUGGGGUAUCAAUAAAGACGCCUACGCCGCCAAGCAGUAUUAUGAGACUGCGGCGAAUCUAGGAGACACAGAUGCCAUGAAUGAGAUUGCCUGGUGUUACGUUGAGGGCUUUGGGUGUAAGAAAGACAAGUUUGCAGCAGCCCGGUAUUAUCGACUGGCCGAGAAGGCCGGCCACAAAACACUAGGGAACUCUUGGAUCUGGAAGGAAAAGUACGACCCUCCGGGCGAGGGCAAUCGCAAGUAG